UUUGGUUUAUUUUAAAUCGAGCUGCGAAAUUAUAUGGCCGAAUUCCAAAUCAAAAUAGUGGUUUUGCGUCUGAAAUUUGAACAAUGGAGGUGAAUAGGCUUUUGUGGGGUACUUCCCAGACUGAGAAGCUUCAGCUUUCUCUUUCUGCAACUUUAAUGGCGACCGGAGACGUUAAUAAACCUCCAUCACUCCCUCCUUAUCCCGAGAUCAUUUUAAGGGCCAUUGAGGCAUUGAACGACCAGAAUGGCUCAAACAAAUCCUCAAUUUCCAAAUACAUUGAAUCAACUUAUGGUGACUUACCUGCGGGUCACUCAGCGCUUCUCUCUCACCACCUCAACAGAAUGAAAGAGACGGGCGAGCUCGUUUUCUGGAAAAACAACUACUUGAAGCCCGACCCCAAUGCGCCGCCUAGGCGCGGCCGUGGCAGGCCCCCGAAGGACCCCAAUGCGCAACCAAAGUCUCCAAGCAGCUACUCGGGACCGGCCCGUCCAAGGGGCCGGCCCCCCAAGGACCCCAAUGCUCCACCUAAGCCCCCGAAAAUGAAGUUGGCAUCGGAUAGCGGCAAGCCCAGAGGCCGGCCAAGAAAAAUGGCAAAGCCUACGGGAGGGUUUGGUGGGUCAGGUGCAGCGGCAGCGGCAGCGGUGUCGUCCGGGAAGCCUAGGGGGAGGGGAAGGCCUCCUAAGGUGAAGACUCAAUUGACUGAAGUCAGUGUUGAGCAAUAGAGUUACUUCUCUCUUAGGCGUUUUACUGUUGUCAGUACUUGUGAAUCUCUCUGUGACUUUGUUUGUAGAAUUUAGUGGUGUAGCUCAACUUGUGUUUAUGUUGUUGACUCUUGAUUUGUGUAACUGUUUGAGGGCUGUUUUUUCGUUUGCUGGGGAUUUUUUUUUUUUUUUCUUGUUAUCAUUAUUGUUAGUUCUGAUGAUUAGAGGAUGUGACUGCUGAUAUUUUUUUUCUUAGUUCAGGACUCCUAUGAUGUUUGUGUUUCUUUCACGUAAAUUUGUUGCACAUU
Morus notabilis is the source of this 1009-nucleotide messenger RNA. Its product is annotated as HMG-Y-related protein A. The record is from RefSeq and is a predicted model, not a curated record. NCBI's taxonomy places the organism in Eukaryota, Viridiplantae, Streptophyta, Magnoliopsida, Rosales, Moraceae. Gene Ontology annotation, cellular component: nucleus; nucleolus; nucleosome. Gene Ontology annotation, biological process: regulation of DNA-templated transcription; chromosome condensation; negative regulation of DNA recombination. Gene Ontology annotation, molecular function: double-stranded DNA binding; nucleosomal DNA binding. Bases 84 to 722 code for a protein of 212 amino acids. The transcript has 3 exons.